Molecule: messenger RNA, 1240 nt
Organism: Orycteropus afer afer
Lineage: Eukaryota; Metazoa; Chordata; Mammalia; Tubulidentata; Orycteropodidae
Gene: GPR174
Product: G protein-coupled receptor 174
Biological process (GO): positive regulation of Rho protein signal transduction; phospholipase C-activating G protein-coupled receptor signaling pathway
Cellular component (GO): membrane
Molecular function (GO): G protein-coupled receptor activity
Source: RefSeq, a predicted model, not a curated record
UUGGCAAACAUAGUUUCUCUAGAAAGAAACAUGCCUACUAAUGACACAUGUAGAGGGCCUGAUGAAGGAAAUAUCGAUUUUCGGUACUUCAUCUAUGCAGUAACAUACACUAUCAUUCUUGUGCCGGGUCUCAUAGGUAACAUAUUAGCUUUGUGGGUAUUUUAUGGCUAUAUGAAAGAAACCAAAAGGGCUGUGAUAUUCAUGAUAAACUUAGCCAUUGCUGACUUAUUACAAGUUCUCUCCUUGCCACUGAGGAUAUUUUACUACCUUAAUCAUGACUGGCCAUUUGGGUCUGGACUCUGCAUGUUCUGUUUCUACCUGAAGUAUGUCAAUAUGUAUGCAAGCAUCUACUUCUUGGUCUGCAUCAGUGUGCGGAGAUUUUGGUUCCUCAUGUACCCUUUUCGCUUCCAUGACUGCAAACAGAAAUAUGAUCUUUACAUCAGCAUUGCUGGCUGGCUGAUCAUCUGCUUUGCCUGUCUGCUCUUCCCUCUUCUCAGAACCAAUCAUGACACCUCAGGCAACAAAACCAAAUGCUUUGUGGAUCUUCCUACGAGGGAUGUCAAUCUGGUCCAGUCCGUUGCCAUGAUGACUGUUGGAGAGUUGAUUGGGUUUAUUACUCCUCUUCUGAUCAUUCUGUAUUGUACCUGGAAGACAGUUUUAUCACUGCAAAAGAAAUAUCCUGUGGCCCAAGAUCUUGGAGAGAAAAAGAAAGCUCUGAAGAUGAUUCUAACCUGUGCAGGGGUAUUUCUAAUUUGCUUUGCACCUUAUCAUUUCAGUUUUCCUUUAGAUUUCUUAGUCAAGUCCAAUGAAAUUAAGAGCUGCCUAGCUAGAAGAGUGAUUCUGAUAUUUCACUCUGUAGCCCUAUGUCUUGCUAGUCUGAAUUCCUGUCUUGACCCAGUCAUAUACUACUUCACCACUAAUGAGUUCAGAAGAUGGCUUUCAAGACAAGAUUUACAUGAUAACAUCCAACUCCAUGCGAAGUUCUUUGUGAACAACCAUACUACUUCUACCAUGACAACCGAAUUAUGCUAAAUAAAUAAACAGUGUUGCCCAAAGUGCAAGUAUUUCAAAACACAUUUGCAAUAGCCAAACCACAAAGAAGUACUUAGAGAAAUUAUUCAUAGCUUUUCAGUUAUCUUCUCUUAUUUAUAUGGGGAGUUCACUUCUUCAUAAUAGAGUUUGUUUGAAGCAUUUUGUUCCACCAUUAUCAUUUUGACACAUCUGUGUAGAAACUUUGUCA